Messenger RNA from Talpa occidentalis (Iberian mole), 6550 nucleotides. Its product is annotated as zinc finger protein 470-like. The coding region runs from base 40 to 3309 and encodes 1089 amino acids. The record is from RefSeq and is a predicted model, not a curated record. The transcript has 8 exons. Gene Ontology annotation, biological process: regulation of transcription by RNA polymerase II. Gene Ontology annotation, molecular function: DNA-binding transcription factor activity, RNA polymerase II-specific; RNA polymerase II cis-regulatory region sequence-specific DNA binding. NCBI's taxonomy places the organism in Eukaryota, Metazoa, Chordata, Mammalia, Eulipotyphla, Talpidae.
UGGCUGAGCCCCGCGCAGAGGGGCCUGUACCGGAGGGUGAUGCUGGAGAACUACCGGAACCUGGCGGCGCUGGGGCUCUGCGUUUCUAAGCCCGAUGUGAUCUCCUCCUUGGAACAGAGGAAAGAGCCCUGGACGGUGGAGAGAAAGAUGACGCGAGGCUGGUGCCCAGACUUGAAGACCGUGCGGGAGACCAAGGAGCCACCACCGCAGAAGGGCUUCCGUGAGGAGACGUCACCCCCCGCAGAGAUAAUGGAGAGACUCCCACACUGCGGCCUGGAGUGCUCCCUGCUGGGGGGCGGCUGGGGUUAUGACGCCCUGUUUGAGAGGUGGCCGGGCUUGGUGACCAUCACGAGUCUGGCCGUGGACUUCUCCCAGCGGCUGGACCCAGCCCCGCGGAGUCCGUGUCGUCAGAGUGUGGUGUGGGAUGCACGCAGUGACCUGGGGGCAGUCGGACGCUGUGUCUCCAAGCCAGCCACGGCCCCUUUGCUGGCGCGAGGGCGGGAAGCCUGGCUGCUGAGGAGAGAGCAGGCGGGAGGCCUGCCCCCAGACCCACAAUCGGUGCAUGAGACCCAAGAACUCUGCCCAAAGCAGGAUUCGUUUGCUGACGUGGUAAUGGGCAGAACUGCAAACACUGAGCUGACGUGUUCCACUUUCAGAGAAAAUUGGGAAUCUGUGGGCGUGUUUGACCAGAAGCUGGUAGGUCAGGGCACCCAGUUCAGGCCAGAGACGGUCACUCACAGCACACCCCUCUCCAAGGACGGAGGGCGCAUGCACAGCAAGCCCGCCAGGUGGCUGCGCCUGGGCAGCUCAGAAGAGAGAGCUCACAGUCGGGAGUCCCUGAAGAAAAACUUCCCCCCGAAUUCGGUGGCAAUAAAACACACGGGUCUCUAUGCUGGAAAAAAACUUUUCAAAUGUAACGAAUGUAAGAAGACUUUUACUCAGAGCUCCUCCCUGACUGUUCAUCAAAGAAUCCACACCGGGGAGAAGCCCUACAAGUGUGGCGAGUGCGGGAAGGCCUUCAGCGAUGGCUCGUCGUUUGCGCGCCAUCAGCGAUGCCACACGGGAAAGAAGCCGUAUGAGUGCGUGGAGUGUGGCAAGGCCUUCAUCCAGAACACGUCCCUCAUCCGCCACUGGCGCUACUACCACACCGGGGAGAAGCCCUUUGAUUGCAUCGACUGCGGGAAAGCCUUCAGCGACCACAUCGGGCUGAACCAACACAGGAGAAUUCACACUGGGGAGAAACCCUACAAAUGUGACGUGUGCGACAAAUCCUUCAGGUAUGGCUCGUCCCUCACUGUGCACCAGAGGAUUCACACUGGAGAAAAACCUUACGAAUGCGAGGUCUGCAGGAAAGCCUUCAGCCACCACGCCUCCCUCACGCAGCAUCAGAGAGUGCACUCGGGGGAGAAGCCGUUCCAGUGUCAGGAGUGCGGGAAGGCCUUCCGGCAGAACAUACAUCUUGCCAGUCACCUGAGGAUCCACACUGGAGAGAAGCCCUUUGCGUGUGCGCAGUGUGGGAAGUCCUUCAGCAUCAGCUCCCAGCUGGCCACGCACCAGCGCAUCCACACGGGCGAGAAGCCCUACGCGUGCAAGGUGUGCGGCAAAGCCUUCACCCAGAAGGCUCACCUCGCGCAGCACCAGAAGACGCACACGGGCGAGAAGCCGUACGAGUGUAAGGAGUGCGGGAAGGCCUUCAGCCAGACCACACACCUCGCCCAGCACCAGCGGGUGCACACCGGGGAGAAGCCCUACAAGUGCGCCGAGUGCGGGAAGGCCUUUGGUGAUAACUCCUCCUGCAGCCAGCACCAGAGGCUGCACACCGGCCAGAGACCCUACGAGUGCCUCGAGUGCGGGAAGGCCUUCAAGACCAAGUCGUCCCUCAUCUGUCACCGGCGAAGCCACACCGGGGAGAAGCCUUACGAGUGCGGCGCGUGUGGCAAAGCCUUCAGCCACCGCCAGUCGCUGAGCGUCCACCAGAGAAUUCACUCUGGAAAGAAGCCGUACGAGUGCAAGGAGUGCAGGAAGACCUUCGUCCAGAUCGGGCACCUCAACCAGCACAAGCGCAGAAUUCACACUGGAGAGAAACCCUACGAGUGCACCGAGUGCGGGAAAGCCUUUAGCCAGAGUGCCCACCUCGCCCAACACCAGAGAACGCACACAGGAGAAAAGCCCUUCGAAUGUACUGAGUGCGGGAAGGCCUUCAGCCAGAAUGCUCAUCUUAUUCAACACCAGCGAGUUCAUACUGGGGAGAAGCCUUACCAGUGUAAGCAGUGUCGCAAAGCCUUCAGCCAGCUUGCACACCUCGCCCAGCACCAGCGCGUUCACACUGGAGAGAAGCCCUACGAAUGUACUGAAUGUGGGAAGGCCUUCAGCGACUGUUCAUCCCUAGCUCACCAUCGAAGGAUUCACACCGGGAAAAGACCCUAUGAAUGUAUCGACUGCGGGAAGGCCUUCAGGCAGAAUGCUUCUCUCAUACGUCAUCGGAGAACUCACACAGGAGAGAAGCCUUACGAAUGUACGAUCUGCAGGAAGGCCUUUAGCCACCGUGGCUCACUUACUCUUCAUCAGAGAGUUCACACGGGAGAGAAACCCUACGAAUGUAGGGAGUGUGGGAAAGCUUUUCGGCAGAGCACACACCUUGCUCACCAUCAAAGAGUUCAUACCGGGGAGAAGCCCUACGAGUGUAAGGAGUGCAGCAAAGCCUUCAGCCAGAACGCACACCUGGCGCAGCAUCAGAAAAUACAUACUGGAGAGAAACCUUACGAAUGUAACGAGUGCGGGAAAGCCUUCAGUCAAAUUGCACACCUUGUUCAACACCAGAGAGUCCAUACAGGUGAGAAGCCUUACGAGUGUAUCGACUGUGGGAAGGCCUUCAGCGACGGCUCCUACCUUGUUCACCACCAGAGACUGCACACUGGGAAAAGGCCUUAUGAAUGUCUGGAGUGUGGGAAGGCAUUUAGACAGAGGGCCUCCCUGAUUUGUCACCAAAGGUGUCACACAGGCGAGAAACCUUACGAAUGUAAUGUUUGUGGGAAAGCCUUUAGCCAUCGUAAAUCCCUCACGCUACAUCAAAGAAUUCAUACCGGGGAGAAACCUUACGAGUGCAAGGAGUGUAGCAAAGCCUUCAGCCAAAUCGCCCAUCUGACGCUACACAAGAGAAUUCAUACUGGAGAAAGGCCCUACGAGUGUAGACAGUGUGGAAAAGCCUUCAGGCAGAGUGUACACCUUGCUCAUCACCAGCGAGUUCAUACUGCAGAGUCGUCUGUGAUUAUUGCUUCCUCCUCACCUCCACGCCACCAGGUCCUGUAGAUUCAGGACUCUUAAGUAGCUUCUAGAAGCCAUCCAGUCCAUUUCCCAUCAUCAUAGUCCAGGUCAUCACCAUUUCAUUGGGAUGUUGUAAUCAUUUUCCCUCCUACUCUUUUCAGGUGUAUUUUUAACACUAGCCAUUUCAAUUUUUUAAAAAUAAAAAUAAAUAUUCAUGUUACUUUCCCAUUUCAAACGCUUGAAGAACGUAUUAGGUAAUGCUGUUAAAGGGCUUAGCACACAAUCCUCGGCAUAUGAUUGGUGCCAAUAAGGUAAAGCUAUGGCUGCAGAUAAAAUGAAGCAGUGAGUCAAGACGAAGAAACCUCCGGUGGUGUAGCCGACAGAGGCUUUCUGACUCUCCUGUGAGGUGGGAAAGAAGAACAGACUUCGAACGGAAAGUGUGGGCCUUCCCACAAAGAUUCUGUGAUGUAGCAAGGUAUCCGGUGACUCGACACUCUUAGACUCUGAGGACAUGUAGCGUUACUGAUGAGGAACUUCUUGCCUGGUGCUUACAGGUGAAAAGAGGUCGGUUCGAACAAAAGCAUUUGGUAGACUGGAGGGUUGGCCAAGGGAGAAGAUGAACAACAGACAAAAAUUAGGCUAGAUAACUGGCAGAUUUAUAAACAUGAAAAAAAAGGCAAAGGGUAGUUAAUGGACACUUCUGCUUGUGAAAAAGCACCACAGACAAUCCCUGUGGAACAUUGUUCUCGAGCAUAAAAUAGAGUCAAACUGCACCAUCUUGUUUCAUGAAGCUGAUAAGAUCACCUCUGAAACAGGAAAACUGCAGUCAGCUCACGAAUGUAGACUUCAAUACUGAAAAUGGAGUAAGUGGGAAGUUAGGUGUGUCUUUGCAUAGAAAGAACAAUCUGGUGAAGAUAAAUCUCCCCCCAGAUGUAAAUUCCUGAGCAUUCCCAUAAAAAUGCCACAAUUUCUUAGUAGAGAAGCUGAUUCUGACCCUCCAUAGAGCAGUGGUGUAACAAGGAAUGCGGUGCCACAGUGGGCGUGCGAAGCUCACCCAGUUAACAUUUCCUGAGCAUUUACUAAUGUGCCAGGGACUGUUUUAGAUGCUGGGGAUGGAGCAGGAUGUCAAGUGAACAAAAGCUGUUGCUCCCGCGGGUCUUGUGGAAGGACAGACUGGGGCGGGAUGAGGUGUAACCUGCGCUGGGCUGAGAAAUGCUCUAAAGAGGCAGCCCGGGAGCCCCGGGAAGGGCUCCCUACCCUCAGGGCAUGUGGCGCUAGAGGCAGGGAGUGAGACCGGAGGUAGGGCCAGUCAUCAGGCACAGAAGGUAGGAGACAGUCUUGAUCCUGCUGAGGUAGCUAGUCAAGAUGCUGUGGAUGUGGCAGGACGGUCAAGCUGCUGGUUCAGCAAGGGCCACGGGGGUUCUAGCAAUAGUGAUUUAAAGGGUAGUGGGGAUUUUGUUAGUUCUGCUGUUUGGAGAUUGGUAACAGUCUCACUGAGAGAAUUCAUGUACCGCCCAAUUCACCCAUUUGAAGACUGCAGCUGAGUGUGUUUUAGUUUUUUCAGAGGCGCGCAGCCAUCACCACAGUUCAUUUUAGAACAUUUUCAUCACCGUGAGAGAAAUCCCUGGCCUUGAGCAGGUACGCCACCCCUGGAAGAGACCCGUUACCCGGGGUACCCAAGGCCCAACUGCUGCUCAGGGAAGGGAGCUCUUUCCUAAAGGUCACUGGCUGCUGGAAAAUGGAGCUUUGGGGACUCGUCUGAUGACAGAGGCCUAGAAACUAGGGAAUAGGAGAUCUUUGCAGAGCAUGUGGAGCCUUUGGGGCUCCUCUUAUGUGUGAUAGAAAGCAUUUUACAUUGCAGCGUGGGUUGCUCAAAUGCCAUUGGGACACAACUCUCCGGAAAGACCGAGACCUACACCUUGCACACUGUGAAACAAUGGAGGUCUAUAUCUAAAAUAUUAAAAGAUGAAAGAAAACCUAUUUCCGUCCUGUUGGUGUAAGGUACGCAUCACCCAGGAGUAGACUUUAGACUCAUUGACAUUUAUAGGCAAGUGAGACACUGAAAGAAAAUUUGCAACGAAUGUAACAAAGAGCCACAACCCCUCAUAAUUCUAGCACUAUUACCAGUCGGUGACACCUGCAGCGCACUGCGAAUGGGCAAAGCUGAUGACCAACUCGAAGAAGAGGAAACAAAGCAGUUAGAACUACCCAGUAGCACUAGUAAUCCAGGAAAAGCUAGAUUUGGAAAUGAUGUGUCUACUUUUACCAGUAGAUUAAUUUUUAGAUCAUAGAGGAGUGAUCCGAUCCAAUUUUGGUGCUAUCCAGUGUGUAGAAAAUGACCGUUCCAUUGCCCGUCAUAGAAACUGCUGUGUGCGUCCACCACUGAAAUUAGUAUCCCUGAGAGCCCAGAGUGUGCAAAGGUGGGUGAGUGUAUAUGGCCACAAAAAAAAAAAUUUUUUUUAAACAGAAACUAUUAGGGUAAUGGGUCUGUGGGGAAGUUAAGGAUGGUGUGUUCAUUCAGGAAAGUUCUGUGCAGCUGUGGGACAAAGAACUCUGUGUAGCUAAAGGAGAAUGUUGUCAGACCUGUAUUCUAGGAUAAAGUCAGUCAUUGUAAUACCGAAAAUAAAGCCUAAAAUAGCCUAUUAUUUUCCUCUGCCUGCUUUUCCGGGUUUUGGCUACAUCAUUUCUGCUUUGACAACUGGCCGUACUUACUCUAGCCCAUGGGGUUCUGUCGGCACUAUACAGCCUAAUGCUCUUGGGGUUUGAAAGGCCCUCGGGGCUGUCCUCAGCAGCUCCCAGAAGGCGUGAUGGGCUUUUGGUUGCCGUAUUUGGAGUCACCCAGUUUUUUAAUGUCCUAAGGUAAUUCUUCAAACUGCCACUACCCUUCCAAGGCUGCAUUUUUGGCUUCUGUUGCUCAUUUUACUUGCAAUUAAGGAAAUGUAGCCAAUGCCGAAUUUGGUAGGAAAUAGAAUCUUUGACAUUUUUGAGGUAUAAGAGAUUGAGUUUAGGCGAGAAAGGGCAAGUGAGACGCCUCUUCAUUUUCUGAAUGUACGACGACGUGACUGGGCAAACGCCCAGGGGCAUUGCUGGGAGGUGACCAGCGCUCCAGGGCCCGGAUGACCGCGGGCGGAGGGAGGGAACGCCAGGUCCAGGGUGUGUGUGAGGCUCUCACCGCUCUGGGAGUUAGAACUCAGAGCUGGAAAUUCGAGCAUUGGGGCCAGAAUUGUUCACGGAAAAAUAUGUGCGGCUGUUGAAAGAAUUUUACACUGAAGCCACUGGUUAAGGC